AUGGUGAAGACGGAGGACUGCUCAUCGUCGUCGGCUCAUUGCCCUAACCGGACAUGCAUGGGCGACGGCGGCGACGGCGACGGCGACAUGUCGACGUCCUACGACGCCAACAACAUGUACGUAGUCCGAUCAUCGAAAAAUCGCGGGUACCACGCGCCGCCGCGGAGCUACGGCAGGGAGAGGGAGAUAUGCAAGGCGGAAAAGUCGAUAAUGUGGCACUCAAAACGGGAGCUUAAAAGGAGGAGGAGAAUCGUCAAAUAUAAUCUGUAUUCCAUGGAAGGCAAAAUGAAGGAUUCUUUCAACAAUGGCUAUCGUUGGCUCAAACGUGAGUGUUUCAGAAUUUUUCAUGGAUUUUAA
Ipomoea nil (Japanese morning glory) is the source of this 357-nucleotide messenger RNA. RefSeq lists its product as uncharacterized. Lineage: Eukaryota; Viridiplantae; Streptophyta; Magnoliopsida; Solanales; Convolvulaceae. The record is from RefSeq and is a predicted model, not a curated record. The coding region runs from base 1 to 357 and encodes 118 amino acids. The transcript has a single exon.